This is a messenger RNA of Vespa velutina, 7972 nucleotides long. RefSeq names its product rho guanine nucleotide exchange factor 28 (gene cyst). Gene Ontology annotation, molecular function: guanyl-nucleotide exchange factor activity. The transcript has 18 exons. Bases 666 to 4724 code for a protein of 1352 amino acids. The record is from RefSeq and is a predicted model, not a curated record. NCBI's taxonomy places the organism in Eukaryota, Metazoa, Arthropoda, Insecta, Hymenoptera, Vespidae. Gene Ontology annotation, biological process: regulation of Rho protein signal transduction.
UUUCAGAUUAUUGCGUCAAGAAAUUAAAUAUUUCUUAAAUCAUCGUCAGAGUUAGACAAGGAAAAAAAAAGAAAAAGAAAAAAGACAUGGAGAAACGGCAGGAGGUACUAGCUCCAUUUUCGUCUGAUAACAAGAAGCGUUAAUACUUCUCAUUACGUUUCAAUCAAUGAUAAAACGAUUAUUGGACAACAUUACAAAUUCGAUGGAUUAACGGAUAUAUCGUCGUUUGAUCGAUGAUUUCAUUUAUAUCGAAAAUUUGAAUCAAAUAUCUAUUGUAUAUAAUAGCGCGCCAAAGAGUUUAAAAUAAAUGUGUAAAGGGAAUCGUUGAAUAUAUAUAAUAGAGGAAGGGGGGGAGGAGAAAAAUUGGAGCCUGUAGAAUGAUUAUAAAUUGUGAAGUAUGAUGUGAAUCGGAGGACUGAAAGGACGACAAAAAAAGACGACGUAGGGAAGGUGGAGAUGGAGAUGAAAAGGUAGAGAAGAAGGAUGAAUGUCCCAAUAGCGGAGAGGAUAGCGAAGAGGAUGUAAUAACGGACUAUCUUGGCUCAUCGCAUUCCGACUGUGACCGUGUGCCUACUAUUAAUGGAGAUCUUGGUGGCCUGAGUCUACAUGGAAAUAUAGUCACAGAAACUGGUUAUACCGAAGAUAAUACCAAUAAAACAAUCACCAUGUCUGGAGGGAAUUCUGAGCAGCAACAGCAACAUCCGUUGCUUACACUUGGUACUAAUAUUCAAACUCAGCCUAAUCCUCUUGUACCCAUUAUUAGUGUCACACCUCAUUCUCCUGGUUUUGCUAAGAACUAUCCUGUAUUAGAGGACAAUCUGCAGCAUUUGCAUGAAAUUCAUGACUGGAUUCAACGUAUGAGAGAUUUGACGAUGAAUACUUUGGGAAACAAUAAUCGUAUGCCCCACGAUGUACCUCAGAGACUGACCUCUUCGUGUCCUUCCUUAUGUCCAUUGAUACUUAUAGAGGGUGGACAUCGUUCCAAUAAUCAUGAAGCAGGAUCUGAUCCAGAUCUCCUUGUUAACUGUUCAACCAAUAGCUCUCCGACACAUUUUCCAUCUAUGAACUCUCAUGCACAACCUGUACAGGGCAUAGACAGAAGACGAAGUUGGACAGAUUUGGAAGAUACUAGACGUGGCCGACGCAGAUAUUCCGGGCAAAAUCAUCUGCAAGCACAAAAUAUGCGACAACGCAGCAUUAGUUUAAGUAGUCUGGACAGUGAAAUGGAACUAGAACUAGAUGGAAAAUCUUGUAGUGGACCUGUAGGGGUAGGUAAUCGAGCAUGCAGAUCACAAGCAAGUACUCAUUCCUUAAAUGAGGCAGACCUUGUGCAGAGUGAAUAUCAGAAGAUUGUCUUAAAAAGAAAUAGUCAAAGAUUAGGUGAAAGUAGCAGUUUGAUGCCAGGUUUAACUGGUGCACGUUUACCUCUCCAGAAAUCUAUUUCGACCCCUUCCAUCGUUACACCGCCAAUUCAUACGCAUCUCACUGAGUCCGGAACACGAACAACACCUUCUCUUGCAGCAGAAACUGCAUAUGAUGAUCAACAUUCUGAGAAGACCAGAAGAAAGCGUGGCUCUAUUUUCUUCCGUAAGAAAAAGGAUAAAAGUGGGAAGAAAAAUAGUCAACAGCAACAUACAUGGACCACAAUGACAACUGGAGCACAGGGAAAUCAUCAAUGUGAUGUUUGCAUGAAGCAAUCAACGAGUAAACCAAUUCUUCAUUGUGAAAAUUGCGGAUUAUCGGUACAUCAAAGUCAAGGAUGCAAGGAUCAUUUGGUAUCAGAAUGUACCAAGUCUAAGCAUCAGUCUGUAAAAGCUGUUAUAAAAUCAACAUCAAGUAUUUCUUCGGUUACAAGUAACAAUAGCGUGAAAAGAGGUUCGACGGCAUCGUUACCAUUACCAACAUCAUCUGGAAGUGGAAGGGAAAUUAACAGCAAGAAAACAGUGACAAGCUACAGCCCUUGGCGGCGAGUUGCCACCAAGCUCGGAGUCAAUCAAACAAUUAAUGAGGAAAAGGAUACAGAUGGUAGUGGUUCACAUCGGGAUGCUUCCAGUGGUUGGGAAGAAUUCGAUUUUGGAGAUGAAGCGCAUCAGUUUACUGUAGGUGAUCUUGAAGGCUUAGAUCCUGAACUGGGCUUAGGAAAGGAAGAACCUGAUUCAUGGAGUACAGCCAUUGGAAGACACGUAGCAUCACGUCUCGUAGAUCAUUGUGAACGCGAAGUGAAGAGGCAAGAGCAUAUAUAUGAAUUUGUGUUAACAGAGAAACAUCAUUGCUUAGUAUUGUUAGCCAUGGAAAGGAUCUUCGUGGAAGGUUUACGACGUCAUUUCCGUUUGGGACAACCAAAUCUAGAACGAAUGUUUCCAAGAUUACGUGAUCUCAUCGAAAUUCAUUUAAGAUUUCUACAGAAAUUACGUAAACGUCAAAAUGCAAAUUCUGUUGUUCCUACUAUCGCCGACAUACUCGUCGAACAAUUCUCAGGUGAAAAUGCGCAACGUAUGAAAAGUGCAUAUGGAGAAUUUUGUAGUCGUCAUAGAGAAGCCGUUGAAACUUAUAAGUAUUAUUUGCAUCAUGAUACUCGAUUUGAACGUUUUGUACGUCACUGUCAGACAAAUCCUUUGUUGAAGAAGAAGGGUAUUCCAGAAUGUAUAUUGUUCGUUACACAACGUUUAACAAAAUAUCCAUUACUAGUCGAACCACUUAUUAAAACCGGUAUUAUGCAAGAUGAAGGAGAGAGCUUGAGAAAAGCUUUGGGACUAGUGAAAGAAAUUUUAGCUGAUGUAGAUGCGUGCGUGGCAGAUAAAGAAAGAGAAGAUAGAAAAUUAGAGAUUUAUAAUAAGAUUGACGCGAAAUCGUUUGCCACGUACCGUGGUGCCAAGUUCAAAAAAUCGGAUAUAAUGGCAUUUAAUAGAAUUUUAAAAUUCGAAGGCACGGCAUAUUUAAUGCAAGGUCGUGGAAAAACGACUGCCAUCGUCGUAGUAGUACUUUCCGAUAUAUUAUUCUUCUUAGUUGAAAGAGAUCAAAAAUAUGCUUUCUUAGUUCCGGACAAUAAAGCUGCUAGUGUGGUAUCGUUACAAAAAUUAUUGGUACGAGAAAAAGCUGGCCAAGAAUCUAGGGGUAUAUACUUGAUAAGUAGCAAUCCGGCGGAACCUGAAAUGUUUGAGUUGAAAGUUCAAAAGCCUAAGGACAAACAAUUCUGGAUUCAAGCAAUACGUUCGGCAGUUGAGGCUUGUCCUCAAGAACCUGAAAAUGACACGGACGUUCUCAUGGAUGGCAAUAGUAAUAAUGAAUUAAGGGAUACACGUUCUUCCUCCAUAUCGAUGCUUUCCGUCGAAGAAAGGCAAAAAAUGAUUAAAGCUAAGGAAUCGCACAUAUUUAGAAUUGUCGGUGAAUUACGAAAGAAGGACGCGGAACAGGCGUUGCUGUUCGAAGAAAAAAUUAAUUUACAAGUACGACUUCUACGUGCAUCUAAUAUUUGGAAUGAAAAUGAUAGUGAUCAUGAAAAAACGGAUAAAGUGGAAAAAGAAAUUCGCGAUUAUACACGUCUUGUUCAGAUGGAGGCGACGGAUACCACACAACUAUGGCAAGAGGUUGUCGUCGCUGUACAGGAAGCCACACGAUUGGCCAGUUCAUUGUCAUUUAGCACUGGUGGUGCAACACUUUCUAGAAGUUUAAGUUCAGCGGGCGAACGCCAUAGCGAAGCUUACGUUCCACCAGCUCUUUGCGUUCCUAGACGAGCAGAAACAUUUGCUGGUUUCGAUAAUAACAAAGAAAGAUAUCCUGUACGUGAAUCAGCGGCGAUGAAUGUAGGAUCAUCUCUCCCAAAAGUUGGUGAAUUUUCGAAAGAAAGUCCCGAGGAUAAAGAAAGUUCAGAAUUGGACGCGAACAAAGAUCAACAAUGGACUGCGAUACGUUUAUCUCAUCACGUUUAUACUUUGCUUUGUAUAAUCAGUAAUCAAAUGACGACAAUCGAUAGUCUACAAGCGCAAUUAGCUGCAUGCAAGGAGGGAAGUAUGGGAAAAUCAUCGAAUAACAGGCCGAAUCCAAAUCGUCAAUUGGAGGAGUUGAGAAAUUUGCAGGAUCAGCUUAGCAGGGAAAAGGCAGCGUUUCGUGCUGCUUCUCAGCAAGAAAAAAAUCAAUUGGAAGAGGAACGUGCAGAAUUGGCAAGGCAGAGAGAACAAUUGGCUGCAGAACAAAGGGACGUUACUCAACAGCGAGAUCAAUUGUAUCGUCGAUUGGAGGCGUUGGAACGUCAAGGUUUAAAGGCAGGCUCUACUACGGGUCCAACGACAAUUCAUUUGUCACACGUGACACAGGCUACAGAAAUUGUACAACCACGGAAGUCUCAAGCAGACGCUAAGAGAAUACCUAUGAAUUUAAUCAGCGCUACCAAUCAACAGAAAGUACAAAGUAAUGUUCCUGUGAAGCAACAACUCCCAUUGAAGCUCGCAAGUGGAAGUAAUAACAAUAGCAGGAGCGGAAGUACUGCGAGCCACUAUAGUCCGGAUCGGCAUACUAGAACAGGAAGUAGCCCUGCUAUCGUAACCGGAUCUACGUUCUCUUCUCCUGAACUCGGCAAUAGUCAUGGUAAUAGUGGCACCACGAGUCAAAUACAUUCCUCUAAUCGAUCUCUUCGAAACACACGAUCUCCUCCUGAAUCGUAUCAACAACAACAUCAACGAGCGGAACAGCAACAACCUUUGGAGGAGGAGGUGAUCUUUUUCUGACGACUCUUUCGAUUCGGACGAAAACAUUCGCGUAAUACACGUCCAAAUACCGAUGGAGCUACUCCGACGUCUGUACAAACACCUCCGCAAUCUAGAUCAAGAGAUAGUCAGACUAGAAGCCGGGUUAAGUCCUUUUGACUUUCAACUUUCAGUCGAUAAUAAGACUGAUCGUUAUUUCUAUUUUCAUUCUUUUCCUCUUACCCUUUUUCAUUCUUUUACUCUUUCUUUCUAUCUAUCUAUCUAUCUAUCAAUCUAUCUAUCUAUCUAUCUAUCUAUCUAUCUUUCUCUAUUAGCUUCUCCUUUAUUCCUGCAACUUUUGAUAUCUUUUGAAAUCUAAUUCUUGAAACAAAACGAAGGAAAAAAAAAAAAGAAAAGAAAAAGGGUAGAUCAAGAAUAUAAGAAAGAAGGUUGCAGGUUUCGGAGAAUUUUACAAUACAAGUACGCGAAGGAACUUUCAAUGUGCUAUAACGAGGAGCACGAUAUAUGUCGUUUACUUAAAUGCGAUAAAAAAGAAAAAAAGAUAAAAAAAAAAAAAGGAAAGAAAUAAGAAUUAAAGGAAGCGAUUGAAAAAAAAAAGAAACAGAAUAAAAAAGAAAAUAAAAAUAAAAAUAAAAAAAAAAAAAAAAACGAGGAACAAAACAAAAUAAAAUAAAAUGCAAUGUCACUUUGCUACAACUGCUAUCGGAGGCAAUAAUUCAAAUUCUCAUGCCAAAUCUCUAAAACAAUGACUGUGCGAAGGACUAUUAAAAGAUGUGCAAUUCCGAUUGCAGUCGGGAAAGCGAAAAAAAAAAUAUAUAAAUAAAUAAAUGAAUAAAACAAAGUGAAAUGAAAUGAAGUGAAAUAAAAUAAAGCAAAAAAAAAAAAAAAAUAAAAGAAGAAGAAGAAGAAGAAGUAUUAGAAACAGGCCGGCUUAGUGAGGUAGAAACCAGCCAUCUUGUUGAAUCCUUGCUCGUUAUGUUAUUAAAAGCCGACUGAACGUUUUAGAAACGCGCGGUUUUAGACGAAUCUUUUAAGUAAACCUGUUGCUGCUUGCUGAAAAUGCAAGAUAGAUAUGAGUACGUAUAUAUUACGGUUGCAUAUAUUCAUGAAUGUGUAUAUAUAUAUAUAUAUAUACUUUAUCAUAAGUAUAUACAUAUAUAUAUAUAUAUAUAUAAGACUCAUAUGCUUAAACGCGUCUAUUAUGUGUGAAGAAAAGGAGCGUACGAGUCUCUGCUGUUAUGCUAUCUAUAAUAAAGCGCGUGCGCUUAAAAUUUCAAAAACACAUACGAGCACAUUUUAUGUAUAUAUAUAUAUACAUAUAUAUGUGUAUGUAUAUAUAUAUAUAUAUCUUAUCUGUAUAUGCAUGUAUCUAUUAUGAUGAAUGCGCGGGUAUUUCUCGUGUGGUAGCUAUUCUUAUACCAUAAACUUUAAAAGUAUUUUAAUACGUGCUAAAAAAUGAGACGGGUAAAAUUUACCAACUGUUUAUAACAAUAAUUAAUUAAUUAAUUAAUUAAUUAAUCAAUUAAUCAUUGUUUUCCGUGUGCCAAGUUGUUCGUUGAUUGAAGUCGAGUUUUCAAAGUGUAUUUGUUUCUUUUCCUUUUUUUUUUUUUUUUUUUUUUUUUUUUUUUUUAACAAUAAUUAGAUCGUGAUCGAUCGAUGUAAUUGAUAAAGCAUGAUCGAUCGAUACAUCUUAUAGAGAUCAUUUCUCAUUUUAAAAAAAUCAACUCUAUUUCCCAAGUAUGUAAAUAAAUAUAUACAUUCAUACAUACAAACAUACAUACAUACAUACAUACAUACAUACAUACAUAUACACAUACAUACAUACAUAAGCGAGACAAUUUGUGAUUGAAAUUUUUUUUCGAGAUUAUUCACUGCCAUUAUUGUUAUAUCCGCAUUAUUUUCAUCGAUUAUCUAUGUCGAUCAUUUUAUUUAUUAUUACAUUACGUAAGUAAGAAGACCGGAUAUAAACAUUUUAGACUGUUCCGAUUAAUUAAUAUAAUUUCUAUUAUUCUUUUUUAUAUAUCUACACGCAAAAAAAAAAAAGAAGAAGAAGAAGAAAGUUCGUAUCGUUAAUUGUGAAGGAAAAGAGAAAAAAAAUGCAUUUUUCGAUAAGUAUUAUGCAAAGUGCGAUCAUAAUGCACGCUCUGAGUGAAAACGAGAAUCAUCUCUCAUUCUUUCUAAUGCAUUUACACACGUAUAUACAGAGUGUUUACAAUGAAACGCUAAAAAAAAUUAGGACCUUUUAUCGUAAACAUCCUGUGUGAAGCAUAUAUAUAUAUAUAUAUAUAUAUAUAUAUAUAUAUAUAUAUAUAUGCUUCAUCUUCUUUGAAAAUUCUAUUUAUUGUAAACAUAUAUAUCUUGAAUUAAUAGUAAAGUAAGCUGAUCAUAGAUAUAUCGAUAUAUCAAUAUCAUUGUCUUUCAAUGAAGCAAAUAUAACAAAUCUUAUAUUGUAUUAAAAAAAUAUUGUUUGACGCUUAACAAUAUAUAUAUAUAUAUAUAUAUAUAUAUAUAUAUAUAUCGCUUUUAUUAUUAGCAAUUAUAUUACAGUUUUCUACUUAUCUCUACGGGAUAGAGAAGAAAUUUAAAAAGAAGCAAAAAAUCAGAGUAUUAUUAUUAUUAUUAUUAUCAUCAUUUAAACAUUUAAAAAAAAAAAAAAAAAAAAAAAAAAGAAAGAAAAUCUAUAUAUGGAGAUUGUCUCUCUUUCUCUCUUUCUCUCUCUCUCUCUUUCUCUUUCUCAUUAUCAUUUUAUAUAACUUAGAAAAGAAAUCUUAUAAUUGCUUGUACAGGUCACUAAUUUGCCUGAUUUAACGUGUUAUAGCGUGCAAUAUGAUCGAAUAAUAAAUAGCGUCAUUGUGGGCCACCAUGAUGAUGCAAAAUGCGCGACUAAAAUUAAUUAAUUUAAUAAGAGAAACAUAUAUAAUAAUACUACCAAGUUCGUCUCAAUCAAUCGUGGUGACAAUAGUUAUUAAAAAGUAUUCUAUAAGAAAUUUCAAUUGUGAGAAAAGAAAAAAAAAAAAAAGAAAAAAAAAAAGAAAAAAAAAAGAAAAGAAAAAAAAGAAAAAAAAAAGCAAAACAAAACAAACAAAAAUAAUCAUACAAGUCUAUUAUUGAAAUGUGUCGAGAAACAUGUAGAAAAGCCCGUACAUGAUAUAUCGUAUUUUUAGCUAUUAGUAAACCUUUAAAGAUGAAUGUUCGACUUCACGUUUCGUAUAUUCUAUUCAAAGUACACGUAGAAAGCUAAUUAGAUCGGGAUAAGUGCAAGUGUUUUA